CCCCGCCGUCCGUUUCCCAGCGCCCACUCUCCUGGGGCUCGGCCUCCGGCUUCGGGGAGUGCCCAGCCCAGCCGGGACUGGUUCCUGCCCGGAGCCUGCCCGCGUCGGCCGCCCGGGCUCCACACUCACCCUGUCAGGCAUCUUCCUGCGGGCUGGGAACCCAGAGCAGGCUUCCCGGUCUCCGCUCCGUCUCCAGGAGCAGCCCGGGCUCGUUGCACAACCCCUCACCUAUGAUGGCCAUUCCGACUUAGGACUGCGGGUCCCGCAUUUGCCCCAGGAUGAAGUCCAAACAACACAGCAGGGCUCAGGGGCGCGACCUGACCCAGCCCUGGCUCUCUGGGGCCCCUCUUGCUGACCCCUCUUCCUGCCACGUUCUGCCAUAGUUCGAAGCCUGCGGUUCCUGGAACUCUUUCACCUCCAGUUCUUAGUCCCUGCUCCUCCACCUGUCCAGUCCUCUGGCACCUGGUCACUUGAACCACACCUUCCUUCUGGCAGCUUUCCCAUUCUGGCUGGCUGGGUGAGGUGCCAUCACAGGCAGUCAUAUGUAGGUGUCUUAAAGUGUUGCAGUUAUCUGGUUGUUUGUUGGUCCUCAUAAGACCUAGCUGGGGGCUGAGCAGGGUGGCAUUCACCUGUAAUUCCAGCAACUUGGGAGGCUGAGACAGCAGGACAGCAAGUUCAAAGCCAGCCUCAGCAAUUAGAUCCUGUCUCAAAAAAUACAGAAGUCUGGGGGUGUAGCUCAGUGGUAAAUAUGCCCUGGGUUUGAAAAGACAAAAAUAAAAAAAGCCCUACUGAGGUGCAUGUCAUGGCAAUAGUUGGGGUUCUGGGUGCCAGGCAUGUGUUCCCAGUAAGUGAGACAUCUGGGUGUGCACUGCCCAGUUCAACCCAUCAGUGACACACAGGAGGUCCCAGCAUCUUGACUUGAAGAUGCUGGGCCUCUUCCUUAACAAACUGGUGGACCCUAGAGGCGCUUUGUUAUCUUCCUGUGGCUUCCUCUUCUCCUGCCCCUUAACACUGAACACCCAGUCAGCAAAUUGUUGAGCCAAAGUACAUAGUUACUGGUCCUGCCUACUUCGUGUUUCUACUUAAGUGGCCGGGAUCUGGUUAAACUUGUGAAUAAAAGCAGUGGUGAGUACCAUGGAGACUAGCCUGGAACUGUGAAAGUGUAGGAGCAGUCCCGGCAGGUGUGGAGGAUCCAGAGAGCACUGGGAGUGAGAUGCGGGGAGGAGAAUGACCAGCAGGUUGGGGGGUGCUCAGGGUGACAGAGAUCCUAAGACAGGAUGUAGGUGUAUGUCUUCUGGAGAACUGAGAGCAAGGUAGUGAGACCUGAGAGGUGGUCUGAGCCUAACUGUAGGUCUAUCAGGCAGGUGGUACAGAGGGAUGGGAUCUGGGAACAGUGGGAGGCCACAGGACACCCUAGAAGGAAAGUGGCUUGGCAGUCAGAUUUGUGGUGGGAAGCCUGGCGCGAUGGUGCACGCCUGUAAUCCAGUGGCUCGGGGGCUGAGUCAGGAGUAUUGCUAGUUCAAAGCCAGCCUCAGCAAUUUAUCAAGGCUCUAAGAAACUUAGUGAGACCCUGUCUCUAAAUAUAAAAAGGGCUGGGGAUGUGGCUCAGUGGUUAAGUGCCCCUGGGUACAAUCCCUAAUACAAAAAAAAAAUUGUGGUGUGAAAAGAUGGAUGUCCUGGAGGGACGAUGCUUGCUGAAGAGAGACUGCUGCGAGUGGAGGCCGUUGCCCCAGUCUAGGGCAGGGUGCUGGAGGAGGGGAAAAGGUAGUUGCUGGUGAGGGUAGAGGAAAGUAGAGCCAUCAGACCUGGGGACAAAUUAGAUUGGAUCUGGAGGGUGGAGACUGUCCUUAUCAAUCUGCAGGAUUGCUAGGGGCCUCCAACCUGCUCACUGAGUACUCAGACUAGCCUUUCUCCAGGAUUGAGACCCCCUCCAAGCCACCUGUCACCAGCGGAACACCCCUGGUGGAGAGUAUGUUGAUGCUGACAUUUCUCAGUCUUGACAUUGUGGAUAUUUGGGCCUGGGUCAUUCUCUAAUGGGGCAUCCUGGCCAGCAGGGUGCUGAGCAGCCUCACUCUAUUCCAGGAGCACCUCCAGUUGUGACAAUCAUAGAUAUCUUCAAAUAGCAUCAAGUGUCCCCUGGUGGGGGAUACCUCUGUUUGAGUGCCAGCAUCAUCGACUCUCCCUCUGAAAAGGACUUUACAUGAGGCUUGCAUUCUGCCCUGUGUUGUCCUUGUGUCUCCCUGGCUCUCACAGCUCUCCUCCUUGUGCCACUGGAUCCUGUGACUGGAUAUGGCUCUCUCCAGACCCUGCCCAUGUCUCAGUUCCAGAGGAACAGAUGUAUUUCUGCCCCACCCCAGCUGAGUCUGUGGGCCUACAGUUUCAUAUGCACUAGUGUGUGAUCCCAUUUGCCUCUGAACCAUGUCCUGAUGGCCCAGUGUUCUUCAUGCUGUGACUCAAAACUGGGCAUAACCAGGGUUUCCCACUGCACGACGACAUGGAGACCUGUGGCCGCAAGGCUCCUGGGGGCUCAGCUUGGACGGCAGUGGGGCUGGGCUGCAGCCUCCUAACGGGGCUUUUGUCUGGGGUGGUGGCCUGGGAGACGCCCUCCCCACUGCCUGCAUCUUGGAGCACCCCUGCAUCUCCCCUGCCAAGUGAGGCUGGGCAGCCUUGUUGGUGGGUGCCCCUGAAGAGGCCCAGUGAAGGGCCCGGCGCCCGCCAUGAACGGCCUGUCAGUGAGCGAACUCUGCUGCCUCUUCUGCUGCCCACCGUGCCCUGGCCGCAUUGCUGCCAAGCUCGCCUUCCUGCCUCCAGAGCCUACCUACUCACUGCUGCCUGAGCCUGAGCCAGGGCCUGGAGGGGCUGGAGCUGCCCCCUCAGGGUCCCUGAGAGUCUCUGCCGGCACCCCAGGGCGCUGGAAGGUCCACCUGACUGAACGUGCUGACUUCCAGUACAGCCAGCGUGAACUUGACACCAUCGAGGUCUUCCUGACUAAGAGCACCCGUGGCAACCGCAUCUCCUGCAUGUAUGUGCGUUGCGUUCCUGGUGCCAGGUACACAGUUCUCUUCUCGCAUGGCAACGCAGUGGACCUGGGUCAGAUGAGCAGCUUCUACAUCGGCCUGGGCACCCGCAUCAGCUGCAACAUCUUCUCCUAUGACUACUCUGGCUAUGGCGUGAGCUCAGGCAGGCCCUCCGAGAAGAAUCUCUAUGCAGAUAUCGAUGCUGCCUGGCAGGCCCUGCGUACGAGGUACGGCAUCAGCCCGGACAGCAUCAUCCUGUACGGGCAGAGCAUUGGCACAGUGCCCACAGUGGACCUGGCCUCGCGUUACGAGUGCGCUGCGGUGGUGCUGCACUCGCCACUCACCUCGGGCAUGCGCGUUGCCUUUCCUGACACCAAGAAGACCUACUGCUUCGAUGCGUUCCCCAACAUUGAGAAGGUGUCCAAGAUCACAUCGCCCGUGCUCAUCAUCCACGGCACGGAGGACGAGGUGAUCGACUUCUCCCAUGGGCUGGCGCUGUACGAACGUUGCCCCAAGGCCGUCGAGCCACUGUGGGUGGAGGGCGCUGGGCACAACGACAUUGAGCUCUACAGUCAGUACCUGGAGCGCCUACGCCGCUUCAUCUCCCAGGAGCUGCCCAGCCAGCGCGCCUAGCGGCUACCUGUGCACCACUGCGCCGGGACCUCAGCAAUAAGGCAGCCGCCUGGACUUGUCCUGCUGCAGCCCUGGGGGCUGCAUGUGGACCCCCAGGACUCCCAGGCAGCAGGCAGGCAGCCGUGACCCCGCCCCGGCCCAGGGGCCAUGGACAUUGUACAGGAGAUAGAGCUAUGCUCUCUUCCUUUUGAAAGCAAAAAGAAGAAAAGACAUGAAAACAAAUUAAAGAUUUAAGAUUUUAGGGUU
This is a messenger RNA of Ictidomys tridecemlineatus (thirteen-lined ground squirrel), 3896 nucleotides long. It is a transcript of the gene Abhd17a, whose product is annotated as abhydrolase domain containing 17A, depalmitoylase. Lineage: Eukaryota; Metazoa; Chordata; Mammalia; Rodentia; Sciuridae. Gene Ontology annotation, cellular component: endosome membrane; plasma membrane. The record is from RefSeq and is a predicted model, not a curated record. Gene Ontology annotation, molecular function: palmitoyl-(protein) hydrolase activity. Gene Ontology annotation, biological process: protein depalmitoylation; regulation of postsynapse organization.